AAACCCAAACCAAUUUGGCAUAGCAAAAUCGUUUCUCCAAUUUAAUCACCAUUGUACAACCCAAUUCCCUUCGUCGUUUUCGAUUAAGAGAGCAAUGGCACGUACCAAGCAAACCGCUCGCAAGUCCACCGGAGGAAAGGCUCCGAGGAAGCAAUUGGCAACCAAAGCCGCUCGCAAGUCAGCCCCGGCGACCGGCGGAGUGAAGAAGCCCCACCGCUUCAGGCCAGGAACGGUGGCUCUGAGGGAGAUUCGAAAGUACCAGAAGAGCACCGAACUUCUGAUCCGAAAACUCCCAUUCCAGAGGCUCGUCAGAGAAAUCGCUCAGGAUUUCAAAACCGAUCUCCGCUUUCAGAGCAGCGCCGUUUCGGCUCUUCAGGAAGCCGCGGAGGCUUAUCUCGUUGGACUCUUUGAGGACACUAACCUCUGCGCUAUUCACGCUAAGCGAGUUACCAUUAUGCCCAAGGACAUUCAACUCGCUCGCAGAAUCAGAGGCGAGAGAGCUUAAGUUUAGGGUUUCGUGUCAUUUGACAUUAAAAUUAGGUUACUGCUUAUUGUAAUUCGUGUUUUCUUCAAAUGCCUCUUUAUUGUAAGAUUCAUCUUAUUUCAUCAGGUAUAUUCCCAUAUGGAUCUGCACAACUGAAUUUAUGUUGAAAAACGAGAUAAUUCUCUAAUUUUAUAUAUCCUUCGGUGAUGAUAGAAAAACAACACCUCCUCUGCACUCUGCAUACAGUGCAGAAUUUUCUGUGCACUGCUAUCACUUGACUCUCUGGAACACUUGGGUGUAACUUCAUUGGAAGUUUGGCGCAAUCCCUGAGAAUAAAAUGAGAGAAGAACUUAA
Molecule: messenger RNA, 838 nt
Organism: Glycine soja
Lineage: Eukaryota; Viridiplantae; Streptophyta; Magnoliopsida; Fabales; Fabaceae
Product: histone H3.2
Exons: 1
Coding region: 95-505 (136 amino acids)
Cellular component (GO): nucleosome
Molecular function (GO): structural constituent of chromatin; DNA binding; protein heterodimerization activity
Source: RefSeq, a predicted model, not a curated record